Messenger RNA from Exophiala oligosperma, 961 nucleotides. RefSeq lists its product as uncharacterized. Lineage: Eukaryota; Fungi; Ascomycota; Eurotiomycetes; Chaetothyriales; Herpotrichiellaceae. The coding region runs from base 297 to 692 and encodes 131 amino acids. The transcript has a single exon. The record is from RefSeq and is a predicted model, not a curated record.
CCACUACCGAUUUAACCACCGAAAAGUCAUAAGGUCUACCUAUUCCAUGCGAGCACUUAUUUCAGAGUGGCAAUGUUGGCCAAAAUUGCGCCCCUAAUCAAACACGUCUCCUGGAUCUGCCACAUAGAUGCACUGUUGUCUUUUUCAGUGCUACAUAUAUAAAUGCGGCCGACUUCACUUAUUUCAUCACCGACUUCAUAAACCAAGCCAUUACCUUCCGUCUCUCUUGAGCUUCACGCUACAAAUAUAUCCAAUCUACUCUUCUCGUACCUUUCAUUCUCUUUAAAGGCCCAAAGAUGGCUCCACCCACGACCAUUCGCGAAGCGUGCGAUAUCAUUCUGGAACAACUGCAGGACUUCAAUGACACAGACAAGAUCAACGACCUUCGCUCGGCCAUUACGGACUUCAUUGAGGCACAGACUACUAUGCAGACAGUAUCGAUUCGUGUCUUGGCCCUAGGCCAAAGAGAAGACCCUCAAAUGCAGCCCAUCGUUGAGCGGACCAACGAAGAAAAAUACAAACAGACUCUGAGAUCAUUAUCAGGUGCCAAGAAAGAACUAUUCAAGGCUGUUAACUAUCGGGCGCUCCUGGAAACGAUGAUGAGGUGUCUGGAUGAUAAGGAUCUGGAAAAGUUGCGCUCUACUGCCGCGAAGCAACUAAGGGUUCUUAUGAUUGAGCACGGUUAUGUUUGAUAUAGACAACCUCGCUCAAACAGGUGUCGGUGGACAUGGGCGAACGCACUCGAACAUAGAGUGUCUAAGAGUGGCUGAUCAUAGAAAUUGUGCGAAAGAGACAGGGAAUUAUGUUGCCCCGGAUAGCUAAACAUGUGGACGGCAGUAAUAGUGAUCAUAUUUCUCUUAUAUUUGAGAUGGGACAAAUUUGGCAGAUAGUAUUGAGUGGUUCAACAUCUUGACAUCUCUUCAUAUUUCUUGUAAUGAUGAUAUGACAGAAGAAACUCGCG